Messenger RNA from Baudoinia panamericana UAMH 10762, 820 nucleotides. RefSeq lists its product as uncharacterized. The transcript has 2 exons. Lineage: Eukaryota; Fungi; Ascomycota; Dothideomycetes; Mycosphaerellales; Teratosphaeriaceae. The record is from RefSeq and is a predicted model, not a curated record. The coding region runs from base 411 to 599 and encodes 62 amino acids.
CACAAUCGAACUGUAUCCGGUUCUAGCCACCCACCUUACGUUUAUUCUAUGAUAUUCUCUCCUGGGCACGUGAUGGCACACAAGUCUUCUGGCGGCCGCCAAGCUUCUGCUCGCGGGAAAACUUGCUGGCAACGCAUACUCGUCGCCCAACCGCCUAUUUCUCGGAUAGGCUAGUGGCAUGAAUGGGAAAGCGCCGAUCAGAGCAAUGCGAACUCCGCCGCCGCAGCCUUUGCACUCCGUCAAGGCUCGGGGCAGCACUGCGAUCGUUCCCUCGUGCUACCCUGGUAACAUGAUCAAGACGCCAUUCCUACAAGGCUAGCACGUCAAUACUCACUUUUCUGCCUUCAAGCAGCACCACGCACGAACUUGAUAGGACGAGUCGGUGGGUAAUCGGACCCGGAUCACGCAGGAUGGGUUUCAACCGGACUAGCCCGCUCAAUUCUAUUUCCACAUGGCAAGUCUGGCCCGACGAAGGCCCAGGCAAGUUCCAAUAUCUUGACAUGGAAAGUUCCACAUGGCAGAUCAGUGUUCCCGUACGUCCCGAAUCGAACUCAGAGCGGAGCGGCGUAGGUGGAAAGUGUACGAUGGCAACGGCGUAGUCUGGCUUACCAGGGACUGUUGGCAGGACAUGGAGGAGACGAAUGCUAGAUGGUUACGAAGCGAUGGGUUUGCGCCUUGAACUCUAAGUUGGGUGGAAGUCCGUGUAAUUUGGAGGGGCGACAGCCGGAGUGUAAGUCGGCGAAGGGAAGGUCGUAUGCUCGAAGAGACGCUGUAGCUGCAACUCUGUCAAAUGUGACGCAAGCAUACGUGUAGAGCAGAC